UUAUUUUGGCAGGUUGACGUGUUUUAUUUUUAUUUAUUUAUUUAUUUUUAUUAAUCACAAAGCAUGUCUACUUAAUUAAAAUCAUGAAACUUAUAAUUUAACAUCAAUAUAGUAAAAGUAAAAUUCUACUUUGUGUUUAUUGAAAUUUUUCUGGUUAUCAAAUGAAGACAUAAAACAGCAAUUUAUUUUAUCGUUUAAUCAAAUGAAAACAAAAGAAGCUUUAUUUUUGGCAAACAAAGGGUGUUAACUAUUAAAACUAAAACAUGGGAGCAAUAUUGUGUGAUUAUUCCUUAAAAACAACAUUGUAGUAUUUUAUCAUUAAUAGUAGUAGUAGUUUCACACACAUUCUACUGCACAGUAAUAUAUUUCCAACAUGAUUUAUUCCAGUCACACGGCUCUAGAUCGCUGCUGAUGUGCAGGUGUGUGUAAGUGUGUUGGUGUUUGCAGGACGGAGCGUGGAGUCUGAUCAACAUCCUGCAGCAUCAGGUGGGAGAACUGAAGAUGGACAGCAGAUCUACUGACCGCCGAGACCACACCAGUGAUGUGUUUGAGGGCCGUGAGCUGGGCACACGUUCUCUCCACAAGCCCUGUCUGCUGGAGGGUGUCCCUGAAGACGAGACGUGGAUCUGGCAUCCCAGCGAAGACGACUCCAGACAGGCGCAGCGCACAGAAGCGUACAUCCUCAGCCUGAUCCAGCGCCGCUCGCCUCCCUCUAGACCCACUAAACCCCGCACCAGCGUGACUGUGGUCAGACACACCAGCCCUAGCCACAAAGAUCCGCCGCACGUCCCAGACGAGAGACACGCGUGGGACGAGGCCUGCUCCGUCCUCUCUCUCAGACCGGCGCUAGCUGGGAUCCGCUCCAGCAGCAGCGAAGCCGAAUCUCCGCAGCACUUCCACCAGCCCAAGCGCUCGCCCUCAUCUGAGGAGCUAGUGAAUGCACAGUACAUCCCAGCACAAGCCGCCGCGCACCGGACACACCGGACACACCGGACCCACGCCUCUCCAAAACCCGUGUCCUCUCAGUCGAGAGCCGCAGCGAAGAAGUGCCGCUUCACGGAGAACAAGAUCGCGCCGAAGAAGCCCGGACGGAAAGCCUGUCGCGCUCCGUCCGAGAACAGCCUGCGAGAGUCCAAAUACAACACAGUGGAGCGGGACGCGGUGCGCAGCGCUCCUCCUAAAACACGCCGCGGCUCCGGUCACCGCCGCUGGCGCUCCACGCUAGAACUGAGUCAGGACGAAGCCGAGACGCCUCCUGAACAGCCAAUCAGACGCUCCCGUAGACCUCGCGUCUACACCCAUCAUCACCAUCAUCAGCUGCAGGACGCCGGAGACUCAGAGUCCAGUGUGAGCGAGGCAGACUCGCCCGGCUCCAGCUCACUGUCCUGCGACUCUGACGAGAGCAGCGGAUUGGUCUGGCCUCAGCAGCUCCGCCCACAGCUGGCCCCGCCCUCUCCACCACACCCACCGCAGCCCAAAGCCUUCGUGAAGAUCAAAGCGUCGCACGCGCUCAAGAAGAAGAUCCUGAGGUUCAGGAGCGGAUCUCUCAAAGUCAUGACCACCGUAUGAACGACACGAGCUCCAGCGGAGAGACAGAAGCGGAGCAUGGAGUAGAAAUUAGAGAACUAGAAUUUAAAUGGAACCAAAUUCAAAGACAUUUUGUAUUCGGUAUUUGAUGUUUAACAUGAAACGAAAGAGAAUUUCCCUCUGGUUUUCCUCCAAAAUAAAAGCUCUAUGGUUUAGGGUUUGAAAUCAAAGAAAAUAUUUUGAUUUUAAUUUUAAAAAAAUUAUUUAUAAAAUAAUAAUUAUUUUUAUUUAAUAUUAUUUUAUAUAAUAAAACAACCAUAAAUAUUAGUAAAUAAUAUCAUUAUUUGUACUCUCAUACAAUUAAUCGUAUACAACUGUUAUAUAAAAUGAUAUUAAUUAUUAUAUAAAUUCUAAAUUAUUACAUACAUUUUUAGCUUAUUUUGUCCCCCAGAAUGACCUAAUUUACCCCAAAAUCUUCAGAUGGAGCUCAACAGUAUGAAGCUCACUGGAUCUUUAUUUCUGUUUGUGUGGGACUCUGUGUUGAUUUUCUUUGAAUUGCUCUUCCUGUCGUCCCAGCUGAGAUCGCUGUUGAACGUCCUGUGUGUUUUAACUCUGUACAGUGAUGUUCAUCAUGAGAUCGAGGUGCUUUAGUGUUUGCCCGACUGAGAGAAACUCAACACGGCUCUGCAGAUUCACUCUUACUGACUUCACACACAGCACCUGCACAGAUGAAGCCAGACCAAAGACUUGUAAAUACCUGUAAAUGUAAAUGUUGCUUGUAUUUAUGAAUGUAAUCUGUGAAUAAACACCUGCAAG
Molecule: messenger RNA, 2343 nt
Organism: Carassius auratus (goldfish)
Lineage: Eukaryota; Metazoa; Chordata; Actinopteri; Cypriniformes; Cyprinidae
Product: dapper homolog 3-like
Exons: 2
Coding region: 502-1569 (355 amino acids)
Biological process (GO): negative regulation of canonical Wnt signaling pathway
Cellular component (GO): cytoplasm
Source: RefSeq, a predicted model, not a curated record